GUGUGGUGCGGAACCCACUUGACCGCUUCCUUAGUCACUGGAGGUGGAGACAUGUGCAGGACAAAGCCGAGAAGUGUUCCGCCGAGUUCCUGGAAAAUUACACGAAGGAGAAGCUGACCCGGGCACGCGCACAAGACGUGCUGCUCGAAGACUGCCACUUUGUGCCUCAGGUCCAGUACACCUACAAGAAGGGUGACUCCUCCGCCCCUCGCAUCUGCAAGCACAUUCUGAAGCUCGAGGAGCUCCAUGAAGGUUUCGACCUGCUCAUGGCGAGCUACAACCUGACGAAGGUGAAGCUGGGCAGGCGAAAAACUCGCACGAGCCCAGCAUGCGACAUUACACCCACAGCAGCAACGCUACAGAUGAUCAAGGAAUUCUAUGCAGAGGACUACAAGGCCUUCGGCUACUGA
This is a messenger RNA of Symbiodinium necroappetens, 410 nucleotides long. Lineage: Eukaryota; Dinophyceae; Suessiales; Symbiodiniaceae. The record is from the annotation of a GenBank genome assembly.